GCGAGGUUUACGACCUUUUAAGAGUGAAGCAGCAAUGGAAGGUGAAGGACAAAAUAUGAUUGAAAAAAAAGGAACUGACAAGGCGCACGGACCGACCGGUCUUUGUCUUAUGUCUGAAAGUCCUUACAGAAUUCUUAGGGCAGCUGAAAGUGGCAAUUUAGAAAUAUUUCAACGUUUAUAUUUCGCGGACACUACACGACUUACCAUCAAAGACCCAAGAGGAAGGACUGCAGCUCAUCAAGCAGCUGCCAGGAACAGAGUUAAUAUCUUACAAUUUAUAUUAGCUCAUGGAGGAGAUCUUAAUGAUCAAGAUAAUGCUGGAAACACGCCUCUUCAUAUUGCUGUAGAACACUCCGCUUUAGACGUCGUGGACUAUCUGCUGCAAAUGGAUGUUCGUACUGAUAUAUUAAAUGAAAAGAAACAGGCUCCUAUACAUUUAGCAACUGAAUUAGAUAAGGUAUCAGUUUUAGAAGUAAUGGGUAGGCAUAAAGAGAAAAUUGAAAUACAACUCGGUGGCGAACAUGGAAGAACCGCCUUACAUAUUGCUGCUAUUUAUGACCACGAGGAUUGUGCUAAAAUACUGAUAUCAGAAUUUGGAGCGUCGCCGAAGAAACCGUGCAAUAACGGAUACUACCCGGUCCACGAAGCCGCCAAAAACGCCUCGUCAAAAACUCUAGAAGUGUUCCUGCAGUGGGGCGAAUCUCGGGGCUGUUCCCGCGAAGAAAUGAUCUCGUUCUACGAUUCGGAAGGGAACGUACCCCUACAUUCGGCCGUCCACGGCGGCGACAUAAAAGCCGUCGAGCUGUGCCUCCGUUCCGGGGCCAAAAUCUCCACGCAACAACACGAUUUAUCAACCCCGGUGCAUUUGGCAUGUGCGCAAGGGGCCACCGAAAUCGUCAAGCUCAUGUUCAAAAUGCAACCGGACGAGAAAUUGGCCUGUUUGGCGUCCUGCGACGUCCAAAAGAUGACGCCGUUACACUGCGCCGCGAUGUUCGACCAUCCCGAUAUUGUCGAGUUUUUAAUAUCGGAAGGUGCCGACAUUAAUUGCAUGGAUAAAGAGAAACGAUCCCCUUUGUUGUUGGCUGCUCUGCGAGGUGGAUGGCGCACUGUACAUGCUUUAAUAAGACUCGGGGCUGAUAUCAAUAUCAAAGACGUUAACAGACGAAAUGUGCUUCAUUUAGUCGUAAUGAACGGUGGAAGGUUGGAGCAAUUUGCUGAAGAAGUAAGGAAGGCACAAUCGAGGGAAAAUCUUCUACAAUUAUUGAACGAAAAAGACAUAACUGGAUGUUCACCGUUACAUUAUGCUAGCAGAGAAGGUCACAUCAGAAGUAUUGAAAACUUAAUUCGUCUGGGGGCUUGCAUAAAUCUCAAGAAUAAUAACAAUGAGAGUCCGCUCCACUUUGCUGCUAGAUACGGCCGCUACAACACUGUGAAACAAUUACUCGACUCUGAAAAGGGAACGUUUAUAAUAAACGAAAGUGACGGUGAAGGACUCACGCCUUUGCAUAUAGCCUCCCAACAAGGACAUACUAGAGUGGUGCAGUUACUUUUAAAUAGGGGCGCAUUGCUGCAUCGUGACCACAAUGGACGAAACCCACUACAUUUGGCCGCGAUGAAUGGUUACACACAAACUAUUGAACUGUUAUUGUCAAUACAUUCUCAUUUACUGGACCAAACGGACAAAGAUGGGAACACUGCUUUACACUCUGCCACAAUGGAAAAUAGGCCAAGCGUUAUAUCACUUUUGCUCUCUAUGAACUGUAAGCUGUUGUAUAACAAAAUGGAUAUGAGUCCUAUAGAUUAUGCCUUUUAUUACAAGUUUCCAGAGUCUGCGUUAGCUAUGGUAACUCACGAAGAAAGAGGUUUAGAAAUAAUGUCACUGAAAUCAAGUAAAUACCCAUGUGUAACAUGUGCACUGAUUGCAUCCAUGCCCAGAGUUUUUGAAGCAGUUCAGGACAAAUGUAUAACAAAAGCUAAAUGUAAGAAGGAUUCAAAAUUAUUUUACGUUAAAUACAAUUUCAGUUGUUUGCAAUGUCCUCAAACUUUUGACGACAUUGACGGAAAACCUGGGGAGUCACUGUCAAUGGCCAAACGAAAGCCAUUACCUGCAUUAAAUUCUAUGGUGCUUCAUGGCAGAGUAGAAUUGUUGGCUCAUCCACUAAGUCAGAAAUAUCUUCAAAUGAAAUGGAAUUCUUACGGAAAAUAUUUCCAUCUUGCGAAUGUGCUAUUUUAUAGCAUUUAUUUGGCUUUUAUUACGUGUUUUUCGUCGCAGCUAAUGUGGCAUGAGGAAACCUUAAAUGUUACCAACUUAAAUCAUGCUGAUUAUCUGAGACUAAGCAAAGAAAACAUCUACAAAGUCAAAAUAACCCCAAUAAUGUACAUGAGUGCAAUGGCUAUAAUAACAUAUAUUGGCCUGAAUACUAUAAGGGAAUUAAUACAGCUAUAUCAACAGAAAUACAUGUACUUCAUGGAUCCUAUAAACCUGGUUACGUGGAUUUUAUAUUCUUCUGCAAUCGUUAUGGUGGUUCCAAUAUUUGGAGACCAAAUGUAUGACAUACAAUUUUCUUGCGCAUCAUUAACAGUAUUUUUAAGCUGGUUUAAUUUACUCCUGCUUCUACAAAGGUUCGAUCAAGUUGGAAUUUACGUCGUAAUGUUCUUGGAAAUAUUACAGACAUUGAUCAAAGUACUUAUGGUGUUUUCGAUAUUAAUCAUUGCGUUUGGAUUAGCGUUUUACAUCCUGCUUUCUAGAGGAGACCACCUUUCGUUCAAAUCAAUUCCGAUGUCAUUAAUUAGAACUUUCUCAAUGAUGCUUGGUGAAAUAGAUUUUUUGGGAACGUACGUCAGACCGUUUUACCUACAUUCAGAUGAAGAACGAUCCUUUUUACCAUUUCCUUUGCCCGCGUUCUUUAUUCUGGGGUUGUUUAUGGUGUUAAUGCCGAUCCUGUUAAUGAAUCUCUUAAUCGGUUUGGCUGUUGGAGACAUCGAAUCUGUGCGAAGAAAUGCACAAUUAAAAAGAUUAGCUAUGCAAGUUGUGCUGCACACUGAACUGGAAAGAAAAAUACCGCAGAUGCUUUUGGAAAAAGUAGACAAAUGUGAAUUAAUUGAAUAUCCCAAUGACGUGUGCAAAUUAGGGUUUUUGGACUCGAUUUUAAGAAAAUGGUUUGGUAAUCCGUUUUCCGAUGAAGGUUUGGACAUGCUAAUGGACAGUGGGGAAGACUACUUAGUUGAAGAAUUGGAAAAGACAAAGAAGAAACUACGCGACAUUUCGGCCACCUUGGAAACCCAACAUCAAUUUUUACGACUGAUUGUCCAGAAAAUGGAAAUAAAAACAGAAGCUGAUGACGUGGACGAAGGAAUAUCUCCAAACAAACUGAAUUCUCUUGGAAAAAGUAGCAAAUGGAGAUCUCCAAAAAUAAGGAAGAAGAUAAGUUCCGUUUUAAGUUUCAGCAAAGGCGGAAAUUAGAUUAU
Molecule: messenger RNA, 3468 nt
Organism: Aethina tumida (small hive beetle)
Lineage: Eukaryota; Metazoa; Arthropoda; Insecta; Coleoptera; Nitidulidae
Gene: TrpA1
Product: transient receptor potential cation channel subfamily A member 1
Exons: 16
Coding region: 35-3463 (1142 amino acids)
Biological process (GO): transmembrane transport; monoatomic ion transport
Cellular component (GO): membrane
Molecular function (GO): monoatomic ion channel activity; protein binding
Source: RefSeq, a predicted model, not a curated record